Durio zibethinus is the source of this 1660-nucleotide messenger RNA. RefSeq names its product protein trichome birefringence-like 33. Gene Ontology annotation, molecular function: O-acetyltransferase activity. The record is from RefSeq and is a predicted model, not a curated record. Gene Ontology annotation, cellular component: Golgi apparatus. NCBI's taxonomy places the organism in Eukaryota, Viridiplantae, Streptophyta, Magnoliopsida, Malvales, Malvaceae.
AGAAUGUAACAAUCAAACAGUUAAUCAAGACAUGACGUGGUGACCAUCAACCAAUCAUACUUUUUUUCCUCUAACAAUUACAAUUUCACAGGUCAUCCAACUAUUCAAAUGUUGAAACUUUCUUCACAAUUGCAACCCUUUGUAUAGUUUCCUAUAUAGUUCAUGAAUCUACUCCUAAAACACAAAGUUACCAUAUCAAAAUCAAAAGAAAAAGGAAAAAAAAAUUUUGGUUGAAAAUGAAGCCUCCACUUCCUUCCUCUUCAUCUGCUGUUCUUAGAAAGGCUCGGCUUUCUCCUUACCUCUUCGCUUUGUUAGCUUUCAUUGUUUUCGUUGCUAUCCUCUAUGGAGAAGACUUCAUGUGCAUUUUUGGACAGCUUGAACCAAUCCCAGGCGGAGCUAUCUCUAGACCAGUGAAGAAAAGAGAGAAGUUGCCAUUCGCCAUAGGGAAGACCGAAGAAGGAUGUGAUGUGUUCAGUGGGAGGUGGUUUAGGGACGAGUUGAAUCGUCCUCACUAUGAAGAAUCGGAGUGUCCGUAUAUCCAGCCACAAUUGACAUGUCAAGAACAUGGAAGACCUGACAGAGGGUAUCAGAAAUGGAGAUGGCAACCCCAUGGCUGUGAUCUUCCCAGUUUCAAUGCCACAUUGAUGCUGGAGAGCCUAAGAGGGAAGAGAAUGAUGUUUGUGGGUGACUCAUUGAACCGUGGCCAGUAUGUAUCAAUGAUCUGCCUUCUCCACAGACUCAUUCCUGAAGAUGGAAAAUCCAUGGAAACCUAUAAUAAUGAUGCCCUGACUGUGUUCCGAGCCAAGGAUUACAACGCCACCAUUGAGUUCUACUGGGCUCCAUUUCUUCUUGAAUCCAACUCGGAUAAUGCUGUUGUUCACAGGAUAUCUGAUAGAAUUGUCAGGAAAGGUUCAAUCAAUAAGCAUGGCAAGCAUUGGAAGGGCGUUGACAUUUUGGUUUUCAACACCUAUCUAUGGUGGAUGACUGGCCUGGAUAUGAAGAUCUUGAAAGGGUCCUUUGAGGAUGACGAGAAAGAAAUAAUAAUGGUGUCAACUGAGGAUGCCUAUCGUAUGGCAAUGAGAAGCUUGUUGAGAUGGGUGAGGAAAAACAUGGAUCGCAAGAAGACAAGGGUGUUUUUCACUAGCAUGUCACCUACUCAUGCAAAGAGCAUUGAUUGGGGAGGUGAACCUGGUGAGAACUGUUACAAUCAAACAAGUUUGAUUGAAGAUCCUGAUUUCUGGAGUUCAGAUUGCAGAAAAAGCAUAAUGAAGGUGAUUGGGGAAGUGUUCAGUAAAUCAAAGUUUCCUAUAACAUUUCUCAACAUCACUCAACUGUCAAGUUAUCGCAAAGAUGCACAUACAUCAAUAUACAAGAAGCAAUGGAAUCCAUUGACUCCGGAGCAGCUGGCCAACCCUGUUAGCUAUGCUGAUUGUGUGCAUUGGUGUUUGCCAGGCCUUCAAGAUACUUGGAAUGAGCUUCUCUUUGCCAAGCUAUUUUAUCCUUGAAUAUAAUUUUCAAUCAUGAAUUAUACAUCAAAUCUUCUUUCUAAUUGGUUUGCUCAAUGAUGGCCAUGAAUAAGACUGGACAUGUAACCUUUUUUAUAUACAAUUUUUUUAUGUUGGGGGUGGCUGUCAAUCUAAAAUAUAAUACGAAUGCAAUA